Messenger RNA from Colletotrichum chrysophilum, 1731 nucleotides. RefSeq lists its product as uncharacterized. Gene Ontology annotation, cellular component: cytoplasm; SBF transcription complex. The record is from RefSeq and is a predicted model, not a curated record. The transcript has 2 exons. Gene Ontology annotation, molecular function: transcription coregulator activity. Lineage: Eukaryota; Fungi; Ascomycota; Sordariomycetes; Glomerellales; Glomerellaceae. Bases 1 to 1731 code for a protein of 576 amino acids.
AUGGACUCUGCCUCGAUCCCUCCCCGGCUGGGACACCUGCUCGACUCCGACCGAGAACAUUUCAAAAUGCACCCAGGCCCAGCCGUGUCCGACGCGAGAUCAUUACCAGACAAAGCUGCUCGCCAUGCACUGCCAGAGACUGCCCGCCUGCAGACCAAGUCGACCGACGCGCUUCCCACCGACGCCGCCAAAUCAACCUCGGGCGACGCGACUGCGAACCACCACCACAACCACAAUCAUAUCCACCGCAAUCACCCACAACACCAACAACCAGAGAUCCCCGUCUCCCGCUCACCCUACACCUCGCACACACUAGAGGUCCAGCCAGCAACAAAGACACCAAUUGCUUCCGUCGCGUCCUCCCAGGACCAUCAACCUGGGCCCCGACCGGUCCCCUCCGCCCAUUCGCAAGAUUCAAACCCGUCCGCCGAGUCCGACACCGUGUUUACCCCGCCAGCGAGCCAAGGUGAUAUGCCAGGCGCGAAUACCAACGGCCAUAAUUCCAGCCAGGAAUCCCAGCUGCUCCAGCUGUCCCAUAUCGCCGCCGCCCAGGACAAGCUGCUUGAAAAUGACGCUGCCGCAACAUCGCGGAAACGCAUGGCCGACGGCAUGGUCAAGGAAGACACCUCUCCCGUCCGUAUAGGUCAUUCCAGGAACACGAGCACCGUAAGCACGGCCUCGACGACUGCCAGCAGUAUUGGCGAUUGGUCGAGCGACCUGAAGACGCGUCUCACAUACGCCAUGCACAAGGUGAACCAUGGCUGGCAAUCUCGCUCGAUAGACGAGGUCGAGUACAUGGUCUCCCAGGCCGCCUCGCCCACCUCGAGCAAUUCCACAUUACAUGGCCGUCAAGAGUCCUCGGCCAGCCCUCGCGCCAACAUGGCCCGCUACGCACCUGCCAGUGCCGCCACGACGGCAAGCUCUGGCCCAAGUCCUGCUACGUAUGAAUCCUUCUGGAAAGAAGGGCAAAGAUCCAACCACACCUCGGCCUCGCCUCCAGCUCCUGUCCAGAAUGGUCCAACGCUUGCUCCUCCCGCACCGAUCCAACCAGCGCGAUCUAUGGCUUCUCAAAAUCCUCGUCGUAAUUCAAAUCCACGCUACACUCCAACCCUCCUCUCGCACUCCCACAGCGCGUCACCCCACACGCCGGGCCAGCAAAACCUGGGCGCGACGCCAAAUCAGAGGUUAGGAAGGACACCACUCAUCGACCCUAUUCUCUUCUCACCCCACCAAAACGUUAGAGAGCAGGACGCCAUCGAGUCUCUCAUCUUCAUGAGCAGCCCCGGAAACUCGGCCAACAUGAAGCACAACUACUCACAGUCCGUGGCCUCGGCCCUGCCCGGCCGCCACGCAUUACCCGGCUCCCAACCACGCAAGAGCCUGCCUUCACAACGCCCGGUGCAACAAAAACGCGUAGGUUUUGAAAAGAGCCCCAGUGGCAUGACCACAGUAAGCGAUAUGGAUGUCGACAUGGACUCUCCUCAGUCUCGGGGCCCCAUCAGGAGGCGGAUCAAUGGCAGCGCCAGCUUCUCUGCAGGCAGCACCUUGCGUCCACAACUGUCACUGCCCGCAGCACUAGGCAGUACCUCCCGGCCGCGACAGCGGCUAGCAGACGCCGAUAUCGAGCGCAUGAUUGACCAGGCUGCCCAGGCUGGCGAUAGCUCGGAUGACGAUGAGGGCGAGAUCCAGAUCCCGUCAAGAAACAGACCAGAAGGUGCGGUCGGUGUCUGA